AUGUCUGACAAAAACGUUUAUCCAAACAAAUUCAACAAAUUGCGAAGUAUCUACAAAUAUUAUAUCGAUGCAUAUCGUACAUUGUAUCAGCUAAAAACGGAAAAAAUCGAAGAAUUAAAGUCAAUUUACAAAAUGAUCAAAACAGAAUUGAUUGAUUCCAUGAAAUAUCCACCCAAAACUAUUAUAAAAGAUAUUUCACAUAUCAUUCUAUAUAAUAAUCGCUAUGCAAAGUCAUAUUUAUUUCUUACCAAACUCUUAUCUGAUGAAUAUCAUGUUAGCGAGGUCAAAGAUCUCACACUUAUUACAAACUUCCUGUUUUAUAAAGAAUAUGGAAUUAAAUUAGACAAAUCUGCCAAUUUUGAAGAAUUUAAAUCAGAAAAUCUCGAAAUUCAUGAAGAAAAUACAAUUUACAGGGCAAUUAUGAAUAAUGACAAAGAAAGACUUAUCAUAUUCACUGAAAGAGAUGAAUUUGAUAAAGAUCAAAGACUUGAAAGUAGUUUAUAUCCAUUUUAUUAUAAAGGAUUAUCAUUGCUUGAAUUAUGUUGUUACCAUGGAGCAGUUGAUUGUUUCAAAUUAUUAAGAACAAAAUUUAACACAGAAAUAACUGAAACAUGUCUAGAAUUUUCAUUUUUAGGAAGAAACAAAGAGAUCAUGAGUGAAUGUUUGAAAUAUCAAAAACCAAAUGAUGAAUGCAUGUUUUAUGCAAUUAUUUCACACAACAUUGAUUUUGUUACAUUCUUGAUGAAUGAAUACAAUAUAAAGAUCAAUUUAGAAUAUUGCGGAAAAUAUAAGAACAUCGAAUCAUUUUUAGUUUAUUUUGAUCAAACUAAUGAUAUUAACCAAUGUUGUUUUUACUCAGUAAUGUUUAAUAUUCCAUCUCUUUUGGAAUACUUCCUUUCACAUUGUGCGAAUAUCAAUGAAAAAUAUAAAGCCGAAAGAACAGCACUUCAUAUUGCAACACUUUAUGAUUGUACAGAAACUGCAGAAGUUCUCAUUUCAAAUGAUGCUAAUAUCAAUGAAAAAGAUCAAUAUGGAGUAAUUGCUCUUCAUUAUGCAGCACGUGAAAAUAGUAAAGAAAUUGCUGAAGUUCUCAUUUCACAUGGUGCGAAUAUCAAUGAAAAAGAUAAAUGUGGAAGAACGGCACUUCAUAUUGCAACAGUACGCGAUAGUAAAGAAACUGCAGAAAUUCUUAUUUCACAUGGUGCGAAUAUCAAUGAAAAAGAUGUAAAGGGAAGAACAGCACUUUUUAUUGCAGAAAGGAAAAAAGUGAAGAAUUCGUUGGACUUCUUACAUCACAUGGUGCAAAAGAAUAAUGUUCUUACAUAA
Trichomonas vaginalis G3 is the source of this 1326-nucleotide messenger RNA. RefSeq names its product proteasome regulatory particle assembly. Gene Ontology annotation, molecular function: protein binding. NCBI's taxonomy places the organism in Eukaryota, Parabasalia, Trichomonadida, Trichomonadidae. Bases 1 to 1326 code for a protein of 441 amino acids. The record is from RefSeq and is a predicted model, not a curated record. The transcript has a single exon.